AACCACAUAGUUGUAACAUUGUAGUUAGAAACAGACAAGAUUUAACCAAAGAAGCAACAUAAAUAAUAGACAAAUAUAGGAAAGGCAUUAAAAACACAUGUUGCUUAAAGUAACCGGCAAUGAUUAUGGCUGGUCAUUACAAUAUUCCAAAAAAAGGAAUCAAACCAGCUUUCAAAAACCAUUGAAACUCUCAAAAAACUUUGCUAAAUUUGUGUUCCCUUCAAUAAUUCUCUUCUUUCAGUUUUGGUGAUCUAUUUGUUGGGUUCUUCAAAAGAUGGAUGGUGUUACUGUUAAGUUUGAGCCAGAGCAGUUUACUGUUCUAGAAUCUUCUCCUAUUGCUGUUGAUGGUGCUAGUUCAAACAUGGUUGAAGGGUCAAUGAUGAAUUCCUCAGCAAACAAGUCAAUGCCAGCAUCUGGAAUGAAUCCAGUGAUUGCUAAUACAACUCAGCUUACCAUCUUCUAUAAUGGGAGUAUUUGUAUCUAUGAUGGAAUUCCCGCAGAAAAGGUGCAAGAAAUAAUGCGCAUUGCUGCUGCUGCUGCCAAGUCUAGUGAAACGAAGAAGAUAGUGAAACAAUCUCCCGCCCCUUCACCUGUUCCGACAAGGCCUUCUUCGCCACAUGGAACUGCUGAUAAUAUUGCUUCAUCACAGGCACUUCCCUUUCCGGCAAAGAGUUCUAUCUGCAGGAUGCAAGAAUUUCCAAUAGCACGCAGACAUUCACUUCAAAUGUUUCUUCAGAAGCGGCGAGACAGGUUGGGUAGUAAAGCUCCUUAUCCUUCCUCGCCAAAAACAAAGGUAGCUGACAACAUGGAGAACAACUUCGGUGCUGAUAAUUCGCCAGAUUCGGUUUCAAUGAAGGAACCAAAGGAGGAAUUUCAGCCAACUAUAUCUGCAUCUUGAGCAGAAUUCUAGUGUAUGGUUAUACUUUAUGUGUUCUUUCGGUAAGGGAGAUAACGUGCAUGCAUGUAGAACUACAGAAUCUAAUGUAACUGUUAUUAUUAUGUUCUGAAAACAUAUAACUACUGAAGUUGAAAUUGUAAGAAGUGUGUCUUCAAAGUUGUAUCUCUCUGGUCAUGUCUAGAAAGAAUGCUUUGUGCUUAGAUCACACAUUUUAAACUAUUUUUCUUGUAUUUGACUGUAGACAACUAAGUAUCCAAUGUGUUGAUGUUCGAUAAUAUACUUUUAUGACA
Molecule: messenger RNA, 1188 nt
Organism: Medicago truncatula (barrel medic)
Lineage: Eukaryota; Viridiplantae; Streptophyta; Magnoliopsida; Fabales; Fabaceae
Product: protein TIFY 3B
Exons: 5
Coding region: 275-898 (207 amino acids)
Biological process (GO): response to wounding; regulation of jasmonic acid mediated signaling pathway; regulation of defense response
Cellular component (GO): nucleus
Source: RefSeq, a predicted model, not a curated record